AUGGCUUCAUCCUCCUCCGCCACGUUCCACAACAGGCCAUCGUCUUCCGCGUCCGUGGCAUCCUCCCGGUCUUCCGCCACGAAUCCCAGGAGAGCUUCCGGUGUGCCAGCAGGUGCUGGUUCAGAUGCACAUACAACUCCAACCACAGCAUCGACACUGCAACAAAGACGACUAUCACGAACGGCGAGCAAAGGACAACUUAAUAAGAAUAAUGCGGACGGCGAUUUAACACAGUCCCUGAAUCACCUCUCCAUUGCUACCGCGUCCCCGUCCUCCGGCACUUCACAAUCUCCUUCGCCUAGGAAGAGUCCUCGCUCUGCAAACCACCCGCCACCCGCAAUCAGCCCGCUUCGUCCUCAGUUCUCGUCUUCGACUGCUGUAUCGCCAAACGGGACGCCAUCGCGCCCCGGUAGCGCCAUGCGGAACGUAUCCUCCGGCGGGCCUCCGUCUCGCUCCUCAACUCCAGCACUCCGCCGAAAAGCCUCCAUGAACUCGAUCCAGGUCGCCCACAACAGCCAUGGCCAUGGUCCAUUACUCCAGCGUCGCUCCAGCUCAGUCAGCCUCAACCCGUCCUCCGCAAAGAAGUCACCCCUAAACGACAUGUCCCCCGAGACGUCCGAGUUCAAAGUCCCGCCGACCCCGCAGUCCAUCGCCAGUGACCACUUCAAGGCCGAACUCGAGAUUCAUCACGGAGAUGAACCGAAGCUGUCGGCUGAGACCAUUGUUAUUCUGAACGAUGCAUGCUAUGGACAUCGCUAUUCUCGACCGCGGACAUCCAAGGCAAACUUGAGCACUAUUGUCGAACGACCCGAGAGGAUCAAGGCCAGCGUCUUGGGAGUGUCGGCGGCCUAUGUACGUCUGGGCGAGCGACACCAAGACGGUUCGUUCCCGAUUCAUCCGGAUCAGGAUCCCAGGAAUCUCCCUUCGGUACCUUUUCUGAUACAAAAGACGACUCGACGAUUGCCUAUCACAUCUCCGACAGUAACCAACGUACAUGGCACGAAAUGGAUGGAGGAGCUCAAGAUUAUGUGCGAUACCGCGGAAGCGAAGCUGGCGACGAAUGGAAAAGAACUCCAACGCCCGGAUAUGGAUCGUGGACCCAAUGCGGAGGAACCUCCCAAGUUCCAUGAAGGCGACCUCUAUCUCGGUGCAGAAUCACUGGAGGCUAUCGAAGGAGCUCUCGGCGGCGUCUGUGAGGCAGUCGAUGCCGUGUUCAAACCGGAGGGUCCGAAAAGAGCUUUUGUAGCUAUUCGCCCGCCUGGCCAUCACUGCUCCGCCUCAUACCCCUCUGGUUUUUGUUGGGUCAAUAACGUUCAUGUUGGCAUUAUGCAUGCAAUCCUGAGCCAUGGCUUGACCCAUGCCGCGAUUAUCGACUUCGACCUCCACCAUGGCGAUGGCUCUCAGCAAAUUGCUUGGCAGCACAACUCAAGGGGCGUAAAGGCUGCAAAGAACGCAGCCAUGUGGAAGAAGACUUCGAUCGGGUACUUUAGUCUUCACGAUAUCAACUCGUAUCCUUGCGAGACCGGCGACGACGAAAAGGUUAUGAACGCGAGCAUCUGCAUCGACAACGCUCAUGGCCAGAACGUGUGGAAUGUUCACCUACAGCCCUGGAAGACAGAAGACGAGUUCUGGGCGCUCUACGAGACCAAGUAUACCAUCUUGCUUGAUAAGGCGCGCAGCUAUCUAGUUGCACAGGCGGAGCGUUUGCGAGCAGCAGGUCAAAACGCAAAGGCAGCCAUCUUCCUCUCUGCUGGUUUCGAUGCCAGCGAAUGGGAGGGUGCCGGAAUGCAGAGACACGAUGUGAACGUUCCUACAGACUUCUAUGCUCGAUUAACUCGAGAUGUAGUACGCAUUGCAGCAGAAGUGGGCACGGCCGUAGAGGGCCGAAUCAUCAGCGUGCUGGAGGGAGGAUACAGUGAUCGUGCGCUUUGCUCUGGCAUCAUGAGUCACGUUUGUGGUCUUGCUGGAGUCAGUGCUAGUGGAAAUGGUCAAGUUCAUGAUCAGUACAACCCUUCAUGGUGGUCUGCUUCCGAGCUUGAACGUUUGGAGACCACACUGUUGACUCCUCCACCUGAACCACCAAAGCCCCCUCGGAACGUUGCGACUCCUACCUACUGUUCACCUACACAUGCCUCUACAGCACGGUCUGUAGCGCCACGGAGAAGUAUGUCCGGACUCCAUCAGCACGCACUCAUGGCGGCCAACAGGCCGUUAUCACCAAUACCGUCGAGAAUAGCGACACCCCCUGCUCCAGAGGUUCCGUGGGCUAUUGCAGCCUGCGAAUUGAGCAAGCUUCUUAUUCCGCGCGACCGCCAAACGGAUAGCUGUACUCAUACAGAUCUCAAUGCCGAGGCCACCAAGGCUCGCCGGGAGCGUCAGUUGGCCCAAGCGAAUACCUCGGCGUCCGAUGCUGCAUCGGAUCGGCCUUCUACAAGGAUGGCCUUGAGGGAGCGUAAAGCCAAGCAAGCAGUGCCUAUCAAGGAGGAGGACACCGACGAAGACCGGGUGAACGCUGUGUCCGCAGGAGAGACCGGUAUGCCCCGAGGGGGUGCUCGUGCUGCACGUAGUCGACGCCUUAGUGCUGCUUCGACCAUCGUCCCAGACAGCCUUGACGCGUCUCCUCCGAGCCACAGAUACUCAGCCAUGAAUGCGGGAGACGAUGGAAGACCGGAAACAUCCAUGAGCAUCAGGCCUGAGUCCUCAAUGAGCGUCAGAGCGCAGGGGAACCCUCUUGUGGUCAAGAAAGCGCGGGGGCCAGCAAAGAACAAGUAUGCUCUGCAAGCACCCAGGACACAGAGGAAGACUUCAACUUCAACCAUCGAAUCUGCAAGGAGCUCCAACGCAUCCCUAGUAUCACCAACUCCAGCAUCCCACUCGGCGGACACUCAGCCUUCGAAUAGCAGCCAUGGCGACGGCGUGGAUAACUUGACCGGCGGGAUGAAGAAGGUUAAGAUCACUCUUAUCACACAAGCCCAGAAAGAGGCCCGCGAGCGGGAGCGUGUCGCGAAAGAGAACCUCGCCGCCAAUGAGGAAGCGAUAUCCGUCGUAACAUCCAACCUAGAUGAGAACAAGCCUCAUCAACAACAGCCUACGCAAACACCUGUUGCCACGGUCCAAUCGCCCACCGAAAGCAACACCUCCACUCAGUUCUACACCCCUAAUUCACAAGGCCGGAAUUCCAUCUCCUCCUCUGAAGAUAUGGAUGCCACGGAGAGGUAUCCAGAGCUGUUUGGACAGCACCAUCCCCACCAAGACGGGGACGGGGACAUCGACAUGGAAGACCUCGAAACACCAGCCCUCACCUCCACGCCCAUGCCCGGUCGGACCUCCUUCCCUUUGCCUUCACGGCCUUUCCAGCCUGCUCGUAAUCCAUCAAUAAGUCAUCAAGAGCAGCAGCAGCAGCAGCAGCAGCAGCAGCAUCAGAAUCAGCAACCUUCCACGCCCAUGGAGAACUUCAUUCAGUACCAACCACCCACUGCCAAGCCGACAGCACAUCACGCGCAGACACCGACCAGUCCCGGACCUGCUAUGAACAGGACGGACGUACCUGUGUUUACUGCCACCUCAGCCAUUCCCUUUUCGCCUCAGAAGACGGAGCAAUUGCAGCAGUCUUCUCCGGCGCCGUCUACGCCUGCUUCGUUGCCUAGUGUGAUUUUCUCUGGACAGAAGGAGGGGGUUGUGGAGACGCCGGAGAGGAAUUGA
Molecule: messenger RNA, 3702 nt
Organism: Neurospora tetraspora
Lineage: Eukaryota; Fungi; Ascomycota; Sordariomycetes; Sordariales; Sordariaceae
Exons: 1
Coding region: 1-3702 (1233 amino acids)
Cellular component (GO): nucleus
Molecular function (GO): histone deacetylase activity
Source: RefSeq, a predicted model, not a curated record